AUAUGGGUUUGAAUCCACUAGUGGUCCAGACUGGUCUGAUGUGUUCCUGUCUCCUUAGAUAGAGGGUGCUGUUUCUAAAAUGAAUCUCUCAGAGGAGUCGAAGACCAAAGGAGGAACCUUCAGCAGUGAGAGGAAGAGGGUCCAGGUAGAAAGAGCAGGGUCACCUGUACCUAGCUGUCUGUCUAUGAAGAGUGAUCGUUCAAUGGAUCGUCCAAUCGUGUUCAGAGGAAAGUUCACAGGUGAUCAAAGGGUCAAGGUGGAAAGAGCAGGGUCACCUGUACCUAGCUGUCUGUCUAUGAAGAGUGAUCGUUCAAUGGAUCGUCCAAUCGUGUUCAGAGGAAAGUUCACAGGUGAUCAAAGGAUCCAGCAGUCACUGAAGUCCAGCUCUUUCAAAGAUAAGAGUACAGAUAAAGUAUCUUCCGCAAAAAAGUCUCUCCUGCGCACUCUGAUGAAGCUGAAGGAUGAAAAGCUGAAGCUGUUCCAGAGCCAUCUGAGUCAGGAUUGCCCUGAAUGCUGUCUUGAAUAUCAGAGUCUGCCUGAAGAUCCUACUUGGCUGGAUAAAUUUAUGAAGUUUAUUAAUGAAUUGUUUGACAGUCAUGAAGCUGAUGAUUACCCAGGAUGCAUUGAGAGAAUGUACAUAGUUGAGAAGAUGCUGGAGACCUGUGGUAGUGAGAGGUCUCUGAAGAUCACACUCAACAUCUUGAGGAACAUGAAGCAGAAGGAUCUCUCUGAUUCACUGGAAAGAGAUGAACAGCGCAAUGAAUCCAUAAAAAGAGCCCAGCAGGAACUGAAAACUCAUCUGAAGAAUCAGUUUGAAUGCAUACUUGAAGGUUUAGCAAAGCAGGGCAACCAAACCCUUUUGAAUGAUAUCUAUACAGAGCUCUACAUCACAGAGGGGGGAAGAGGGGGAGUUAAUAAUGAACACGAGGUCAGACAGAUUGAGACAGCAUCCAAGAGACAAACCACACAGGAGACUGCAAUCCUCUGCAAUGACAUCUUUAAGCCUUUACCUGGACAAGAGAAACCCAGAACUGUGCUUACAAAGGGCAUCGCUGGCAUUGGGAAAACCGUCUCUGUGCAGAAGUUCAUUCUGGACUGGGCAGAAGGAAAAGCCAAUCAGGACGUUGAUUUCAUCUUCACUCUUCCUUUCCGAGAUCUGAAUUUGAAGAAGGAAAUAGCAUUCAGUCUAAUGCAACUUCUGCAGCACUACUUUCCCCAGCUGAAAGAGAUCAAAAGUGUUGAUGGUGAUGAAGUCAAAGUUUUAUUUAUCUUUGAUGGUCUGGAUGAGUGUCGACUUCCUCUAAAUUUCCGAAGCAAUAAGAAGUGCUGUGAUAUAACAGAGUCAUCAUCAGUGGAUGUGCUGCUGACCAACCUCAUUAAGGGGAAUCUGCUUCCCACUGCUCUCCUCUGGAUCACCUCCCGACCAGCAGCAGCCAAUCAGAUCCCUCCUGAGUGUAUCCACGAGGUGACAGAGGUACGAGGGUUCAAUGACCCACAGAAGGAGGAGUACUUCAGGAAGAGAAUCAGAGACCAGAACCUGGCCAGCAGUAUUAUCUCACACAUUAAAUCAUCCAGGAGUCUCUACAUAAUGUGCCACAUACCAGUCUUCUGCUGGAUUUCUGCUACUGUUCUGGAGACAAUGUUGGGUAAAGCAGAGAGUGGAGAUCUGCCCAAAACGCUGACUGAAAUGUACACACACUUCCUGCUCAUUCAGACUAAUGUGAAGAAUCAGAAGUAUCAUGGCACUGAUGAGACAGACCCAAAGAAGAUGUCAGCAUCAGAUACACAAAUCAUCCUGAAACUGGGGAAGCUGGCUUUUCAACAGCUGGAAAAGGGCAAUCUGAUAUUCUAUGAAGAGGACCUGAGAGAGAGUAGCAUUGAUGUUAGUGAGGCUUCAGUGUACUCUGGGGUGUGCACAGAGGUCUUUAAAGAGGAGUGUGGGUUGUAUCAGGAGAAGGUCUACUGCUUUGUGCAUCUGAGCAUUCAGGAGUAUCUGGCUGCCUUGUUUGUGUUUCAUUCAUGUGUAAAUGAGAACAGAAAUGUACUCAGAGCAGAAGAAUCAAAACCUCACAGUGACAGAGUGCAGCUGUCUGAGUUACACAGGAGUGCAGUGGAUCAGGCCUUAAGGAGUAAGAAUGGACACCUGGACUUUUUCCUUCGAUUCCUUUUUGGUCUCUCUCUGGAGUCCAUUCAGUCGCUCUUAGGAGGAAUAUUGACAGAGACAGGAAGCAGAUCAGAGAGCAUUGAGAAAACAGUCCAGUACAUUAAGGACAGGAUCAGAGAAGAGUCUUCAGCAGAGAGGACCAUCAAUCUGUUCCACUGUCUCAAUGAACUGAAUGACAACUACCUAGUGCAGGAUAUCCAGAAUUACCUGAGAUCAGGAAAACUUUCUGAUAAAGAGCUGGAACCAGACCAGUGUUCAGCUCUGGCCUUUGUGUUACUGAUGUCAGAGGAGGUCCUGGAUGAGUUUGAUUUGAAGACCUACAACACAUCAGCAGCAGGUCAUCAGAGACUGGUACCUGUAGUCAGGAACUGCAGGAAGGCCAUACUGAACAGCUGUGACCUCACAGAGAAGUCCUGUGAUAUUGUGGCCUCAGCUCUCCAGUCAUCAAACUCACCCCUGAGAGAUCUGGACCUCAGCUACAAUAACCUGAGAGAUUCAGGAGUGAAGCUGCUCUGUGCUGGACUGAUGAGUCCAAACUGUAAACUACAGAGACUGGGACUGAACAACUGUGAACUGACACAGAAGUGCUGUAAUAUUAUGGCCUCAGCUCUCCAGUCAUCAAACUCACCCCUGAGAGAUCUGGACCUCAGCUACAAUAACCUGGGAGAUUCAGGAGUGGAACUGCUCUGUGCUGGACUGAUGACUCCAAACUGUAAACUGCAGAGACUGGGACUGAACUACUGUGAACUCACACAGAAGUCCUGUAAUAUUGUGGCCUCAGCUCUCCAGUCAUCAAACUCACCCCUGAGAGAUCUGGACCUCAGCUACAAUAACCUGGGAGAUUCAGGAGUGAAGCUGCUCUGUGCUGGACUGAGGAGUCCAAACUGUAAACUGCAGAGACUGGGGACUCGAACACAGAGGCUUAGGAGAAAAGCAACUGGUUUAUUGAGAGGUAUCCAAACUGAGCAGGGCAAUUCAAAACCGGAACUGGACUGGGAAAGGCUGGAACCGGACUGGACAAGACUGGAGCCCGAGCAGGUACAAGCAGGAGCAGGAGCAGGUCCGAGCAAGACUGGAGCUGGAGCAGGUCCGAGCAGGAGCAGGAGCAGGGCCGAGCAGGGCUGGAGCUGGAGCAGGACUGAACAAAAGCAGGAGCGGGGCCGAGCAGGACUGCGGCUGGAGCAGACCUGAGGAGGAACAGGAGCUAGGAAAAAACCGGGGAACAAGACUAAAGAGAAUUUGCAAUCUUUUACGCAAGCCGACGAGAAGUUGCAAGGAACAGCGGCAACGAUCUGGCAGAGAGUGGUAGGCGAGCACGAGAAUACAUACUGGUGAGCGUGACGGGAAAGCGUGCGGAAUGCAGGGGAAACAGGUGGGUAAAAUGAGGUAUUCAGGGAUCGCUGAAACUGAGACUCGCCUUCGCUGUGGAGGCGAGCAAAGAUGGUGAAACAAGAGACAAGAUACACGAGGCAAAACAGAAAACAUGAGAAACGGCAGGGACGUGACAAGAUCAAUGAUCAGUUUAAAAGAAAGUUUUGCACCUCACCAGUUUAAGAAAGAUGGAUAAAGGAGGAAGAAAGUGAGGACAAGAGGAGGAUGACCGAUUAUUUUCGUGGGUAAAAAUAAUUCUCAGCAUUAAUGACACUCAAUAAACUUGAAAUAUAUUAUGUAAAGGCUUGCAUCAAUAGUAUGUAUACAUUCUUUUCAAAACAUUGUUUUCCUUAAUUACAAAUGUGCGCACAAUACAUUAAAGAUACAACUGUUUUGAGCAGAGACAUUCAUUGUACCUUUCUUCACCCACCUCCCACCGGAUCUCAGGGUCCACCCACCUCCCAAAUACCAGUUGCACCCCUGGUUACGACAGUAACCUAAAGUUCUCUUUCAUCAUGUUGUGUUUAAGAUCCACCAACGGGGAGAUAUGGACAACUCCCAGAUUGCCCUAUGCUCACAGCUGUGGCUCGAUUGCUUGAGCCUGACAUGCACUUCCUGUUUGUGGUAGAGAGAGAGAGGAAGAAGUCUUGUGGAGUUUGGAAAAGUUAGUUACA
Anguilla rostrata (American eel) is the source of this 4209-nucleotide messenger RNA. Its product is annotated as NACHT, LRR and PYD domains-containing protein 3-like. NCBI's taxonomy places the organism in Eukaryota, Metazoa, Chordata, Actinopteri, Anguilliformes, Anguillidae. The record is from RefSeq and is a predicted model, not a curated record. Gene Ontology annotation, molecular function: protein binding. The transcript is spliced from 10 exons. Bases 80 to 3355 code for a protein of 1091 amino acids. Gene Ontology annotation, biological process: intracellular signal transduction.